Lucilia sericata (common green bottle fly) is the source of this 1517-nucleotide messenger RNA. RefSeq names its product putative RNA-binding protein Luc7-like 2. Gene Ontology annotation, molecular function: mRNA binding. Bases 137 to 1162 code for a protein of 341 amino acids. Gene Ontology annotation, biological process: mRNA splice site recognition. NCBI's taxonomy places the organism in Eukaryota, Metazoa, Arthropoda, Insecta, Diptera, Calliphoridae. Gene Ontology annotation, cellular component: U1 snRNP; U2-type prespliceosome. The transcript is spliced from 2 exons. The record is from RefSeq and is a predicted model, not a curated record.
UUCAGUGACAUUGCUUUUUGACAGCGACUUUUAAUGUAGACAUCUAAAAAAUUUUAAUGCAAACGUUGAAUAAUUGGAAAAAAUUAUAAGAAAAUAUAAAUAAUUGAUUGUUAUCGUAACAAUUUAGAAAUAUAAAAUGUCGGCUACAGAUCAAAUGAGAGCAAUGCUCGACCAGCUAAUGGGUACUACACGCAAUGGAGACGAUGGCCGAGGACUUAAAUUUUCAGACCCCCGUGUGUGUAAAAGUUUUUUAUUGGACUGCUGUCCUCACGACAUACUAGCAUCCACUCGUAUGGAUUUAGGAGAUUGUCCUAAAGUUCAUGAUUUAGCAUUUCGAGCAGAUUAUCAAAGUGCAGCAAAAUCUCGGGAUUACUAUUAUGACAUUGAGGCAAUGGAACAUUUGCAGGCAUUUAUAGCGGACUGCGAUAGACGCACCGAAGCAGCCAAGCAACGUCUAAAGGAAACACAAGAGGAACUAACGGCCGAAGUGGCAGAGAAAGCAAAUGCAGUACAUGCUUUAGCCGAGGAGAUUGGCAAGAAGUUGGCCAAAGCUGAGGCCCUGGGAGAAGCCGGCGAGGUGGAAGAGAGUAUGUCCCUAAUGAAAGAAAUCGAUGAGCUACGAGCUAAGAAAAUUAAAGCCGAACAUGAGUACCGCACAUCAAUGCCAGCAUCAACAUAUCAACAGCAAAAAUUACGUGUUUGUGAAGUUUGUUCAGCCUACUUGGGUAUCCAUGAUAACGAUAUCAGAUUAGCAGAUCACUUUGGCGGUAAGUUGCAUUUGGGAUUUUUAACCAUAAGAGAAAAAUUAGCCGAUUUGGAGAAGACAGCCGGGCCACGCAAGGCUGAACUGAAGCGUACGGGCAAGAUCCAUGAACGCGAUGAUGAUCGAUCACGUUCACGUUUCUUUGUCGGUGGUCGUGAAUUGGAUCGCCGUUCACGUGUUCAUCGGUCUCGUUCUCGCGAACGACAGCGUCGUCCCGAUGGCCCCAGUACGACUAGUCGUUCGGAUCGUAGAGAUCGGGAUAAUCGUGAGAGUGAUUCUGACCGCAAUAGGAACAGCGGACGUAGUGGCUCCGAUCGUAGAAGAUCUCGAUCACGCUCCCGUGGACGUAGCUUCAACUCCCGGAGAAGAUCAAAUUCACGUGAUCGCCAUCGCCGUUAGUUUAAUUUAUUUAAGAUUUAACUAACAAAUGUGAUUGCUGGAAAUGUCGUACAGAUAUAAUUACUUUGGCAUAAGACGUGACACAUCCAGUAGCAGAUGAAGUUUCGAACCUGGCGAAACACCUUUUUUUACCGUAGGCAUCAUUUUAUAUAGCACGUAUGUAAAUUUCGAAUUGCUUUUAAAUUCACAAACUUAACGUUGUUUAAUAAUUAUUUUAUUUUUUAAUUUUCUAAGCAAACACACAGAUAAUUUUUCUCUUAGAUAUAAAUUUAUUCACUACUAUUUUACUUUUUUCAUAAUUGGACAUUUUAAUUUCUUGAAUUAUGUUGAAAUAAAGCAAAAUAACAUUUCUUUA